AUGAGUUCACCUAUUCUCCAUAUUCAGAAUGCUUACAAUCAGUAUUUAACUAUUGAAGACGGUCAAGGAACCCAUUUGCAACAAUGUCUCGCAGAGACUCAAGAAUUUAAGACGCAGUUGAGAAAGUUAAAAGCACAUUUGAAUAAACAUAUAUUGGAGACGAAGAGUCUAGAAUCAAAUGGUGGUGAAGUCGAUAAGACUGUCCAGGAGAAGUUGACAAAGAGACGGAUUUUGAUUCAAGAUAAAUUAAAUAAAUCUUAUAAACAAUGGGAUCAUUCCAUUAAGAAACAUACAAAAAAAUCAAAGCAAGGCUUAAUCAAAUUCAAUACCCUGGGAUUAUCUAUGUUUCAAACGUUUAAUAUUGAUGAUAUUUAUAAUAAUAAGAUAUCUGAUAAGCAUAGAACAGAGUUGCAAGGAGCCAUUCAGAGUCAUAUAUCCAGAUAUUGUCUAAGUGAUAUCCCUGUUCAGGAUACAGCUGGAUUAUUGAAGUAUUUGCAAAACGUGUAUAAUAUUUCACCAGAGAUAUGUUCCGACUUCAUAAGAAUGGGUCAAAUUUUAUUUGAUUUGACACAUUGUAAUUAUGAAAGUUGUUGGGAUUGGGCAUAUAAUGAACAAGCUAAUAAUCAUUCGCAUGUCAUACAGACUCUUAGAUAUAAACUAUACAUUGUAAAAGGUAUGCUAAUGACAAAGACUCAUCCAGUUCCGGACGUAUGUCAAUAUUUUUCCGACAAGAUACCCAAGGCAGCAUUUAGUAAUAAGGAUCUACAGUAUGGGGAAGAUGCAGCAUUUAUUCUUACCCAACUUAUAGUUCAUGAUAAUAUUAGUAACUUUCAACAAAAUUAUGAAACAUUUGUGGAUGCCUGUAAAGAAACGUUCACGCAGGAGUAUUGUUCAUUACAUAAUUUACCAAAUGAAUCACCUUUGUCGUUAGUUAUUAUGAGUGGUAUACUAUCAUCACAAUUCUUUAUGAAGUAUGCACAAAUUAAAUCUAGUGCGCAUAUUGGUUGGACUACAUCUAAUGAACUUCCAUUUGAUGUUGAUUUGCCUAGCUCCUUAACACAUUUCCAUCCAGUCUUUAUUUGUCCUGUGCUCAAAGAAGAGACCACGGAUGAAAAUCCACCAUAUUCUCUUGCAUGUCAUCAUGUCAUAUCGAAAAAAGCACUUGAUAAAUUAUCGAAAAAUGGUACAGUAUCGUUCAAAUGUCCUUAUUGUCCAGUUCAGAGUACGAUAUCCAAAACAGAAUUAGUAAGGUUCGUCAUGUUAUAA
This is a messenger RNA of Maudiozyma barnettii, 1266 nucleotides long. It is a transcript of the gene RMD5, whose product is annotated as ubiquitin-protein ligase RMD5. Gene Ontology annotation, molecular function: ubiquitin protein ligase activity. NCBI's taxonomy places the organism in Eukaryota, Fungi, Ascomycota, Saccharomycetes, Saccharomycetales, Saccharomycetaceae. The record is from RefSeq and is a predicted model, not a curated record. The transcript has a single exon. Gene Ontology annotation, cellular component: GID complex; nucleus; cytoplasm. Gene Ontology annotation, biological process: proteasome-mediated ubiquitin-dependent protein catabolic process. Bases 1 to 1266 code for a protein of 421 amino acids.